Hypoxylon trugodes is the source of this 1594-nucleotide messenger RNA. RefSeq names its product tryptophan synthase beta subunit-like PLP-dependent enzyme. Gene Ontology annotation, molecular function: pyridoxal phosphate binding; threonine racemase activity; magnesium ion binding. The record is from RefSeq and is a predicted model, not a curated record. The coding region runs from base 263 to 1417 and encodes 384 amino acids. The transcript is spliced from 3 exons. Gene Ontology annotation, biological process: pyruvate biosynthetic process; L-serine metabolic process; D-serine biosynthetic process. Lineage: Eukaryota; Fungi; Ascomycota; Sordariomycetes; Xylariales; Hypoxylaceae.
CCAUCGUUUUCUACUAAGUUCCGGUGUAAUAUUUCCUAGUAUGAAUUGAUUUGGCCGGAGAAGUAUCUCGGCCGAAGACAACGACAUUCGGAUUGCUGCCUGUGUAACUAUUGUGUAGCAGCAGUUAUAUCAGACCACGUCGCCCGAUUAUUGGCUUGCUCGUUUGCUUACCUAACAUACUUCCUCCCGUUGUCACUAUCUAAACCAUACCACUUCCUUUCCCUUAUUAUCACGCUCUUUAGUUCAACCCCAGAAAUAAAUCAUGGCAGACCCAUCUACAUGUCUCCCUCUAACGCGGGAUUCCGUAGCAGCAGCGCGGGUGCUUAUCAAGCCCUUCGUGCACCGGACGCCUGUAGUCACGAGCUCUUCGCUAUCGGCGUUAGCUUCUUCCCCCUCCGCGGCCUCUGAUUUGACGGAAGAGGGGAAGAGGAAAGCGAACCCGAAGUUGAGACUUUGGUUUAAGUGUGAGAAUUUGCAGAAGAUAGGUGCUUUUAAGGCGAGAGGGGCGUUUCAUGCUAUUGAGAGGUUGAAGAGGGAGCCUGGGUGGUUGGCUGGGGGAGGGGCGGAGAGGGGUGUUGUUACGCAUAGCUCUGGAAACCACGCACAAGCGCUCUCGCUCGCAGCCCGCACCAAUGGUAUACCUGCAUAUAUCGUAAUGCCAACUAUUUCAGCACCACCCAAGAUCGCCGCGACUAAGGGUUACGGGGCCAAUGUCGUAUUCAGCGGCAGCACAAGUGUUGAACGCGAGGCCGUCACAGCGAAGGUCAUUGAAGAGACCGGUGCUCGACUCGUACCGCCCUACGAUCACCCGGAUAUUAUCUUAGGGCAAGGAACCCUAGGUCUGGAAUUUCAAGAACAAGUUGAAGCUUCAAUAGCUGAGGAAAAUGAGAAGAAUGGAAAGACAGACACGGGGAAAAAGAGAAAAGGGCUAGACGCUAUAAUAGCUCCUUGUGGUGGAGGCGGUAUGCUAUCCGGCUUAGCCCUCUCCUGCGAAAACACAGGAAUCCGUGUCUUCGGAUCAGAACCCUUAUUCCAAGGCGCCGACGACGCAAAACGCGGCUACGAGUCCGGAGUCCGCGUCGAAGCCGUAUCCACGCUAACCAUUGCUGACGGUUUACGCACACCCGUAGGUCAUAUUCCCUGGUCUGUUAUUUACGAGCGACGGUUGGUAGCUGGGUUCUACAGCGUGAGCGAGAGCGAGAUCAAGCGUGCGCUGAAGUUGGUGUAUGAAAGGUUGAAAUUGGUUGUUGAGCCGAGUUCUGUGGUGCCGUUAGCUGUGGCGCUGUAUAAUGAGGAUUUUAGGGCUUUAGUUGAGAGGGAGGCCGGUGAGGAGGGAUGGGAUUUGGGGAUUGUAUUUAGUGGUGGGAAUGUGAGUUUAGAUGCGUUGGGGAAGUUGUUUGCCGAGGAAGAGAGCUGAAUAGGUACGGUAUAGCAGGUGAUAGAUGCUCUAUCUGCUUAAGGACGUGGUGAUGUUGUUACCUGCUUCCGGUUUUGUUACAUUGAGACUCAGAAGCCAUUGACGUAAGGCAAAAUAGUUCUUAUCUGUGAGUUACAUUAACUCAAAUAUACCUAGGUAUUCGCACAAUGACGUACA